Molecule: messenger RNA, 7194 nt
Organism: Meleagris gallopavo (turkey)
Lineage: Eukaryota; Metazoa; Chordata; Aves; Galliformes; Phasianidae
Source: RefSeq, a predicted model, not a curated record
UGUCUUGUCUGAUUCAUUCCUACAGACCCGUUCUUUGCUGGGAGUAUUUGAAGAAGAUGCAGCUGCAAUUUCCAACUAUGUCAAUCAGUUAUUUCAAGCAAUGCAUAGAGUAUAUGAUGCACAGAAUGAAUUAAGUGCAGCAACUCAUCUGACUUCAAAGCUUCUGAAGGAAUAUGAGAAACAGCAUUUUCCAUUAGGGGGAGAUGAUGAAGUUAUGAAUUCUACUUUACAGCAGUUUGCAAAAGUGAUUGAUGAGCUCAGUUCUUGCCAUGCAGUACUUUCAACUCAACUUGCAGAUGCAAUGAUGUUUCCUAUUACUCAGUUUAAAGAAAGGGAUCUAAAAGAGAUAUUAACUCUAAAAGAAGUUUUCCAAAUUGCAAGCAAUGACCAUGAUGCUGCCAUUAUCCGAUACAGUCGGUUGUCAAAAAGAAGGGAAAAUGAAAAGAUCAAGGCUGAAGUUACAGAAGACGUGUAUACUUCCAGAAAAAAACAGCACCAGACUAUGAUGCAUUAUUUCUGUGCAUUAAAUACUCUUCAGUACAAGAAGAAAAUUGCUGUGUUAGAACCCUUGCUAGGAUACAUGCAAGCUCAGAUAAGUUUUUUUAAAAUGGGUUCAGAAAAUCUCACUGAGCAACUGGAAGAAUUUCUCACCAACAUUGGCACAAGCGUACAAAAUGUUCGCAGGGAAAUGGAGUGUGAAAUAGAGAACAUGCAGCAAACUAUAGAAGACUUGGAAGUAGCCAGUGAUCCACUUUAUUUGCCUGAUCCUGAUCCUGCGAAAUUUCCUGUCCAUAGAAAUCUGACACGGAAAGCUGGCUAUCUCAAUGCAAGGAAUAAAACAGGGCUGGUAUCUUCCAGUUGGGAGAGACAGUUCUACUUCACUCAAGGUGGAAAUCUGAUGAGCCAGGCAAGAGGUGAUGUGGCUGGGGGACUUGUCAUGGACAUAGACAAUUGUUCAGUAAUGGCUGUGGACUGUGAAGACAGACGGUACUGUUUUCAAAUAACAUCUUUUGAUGGUAAAAAGUCUUCGAUCUUACAGGCAGAGAGUAAAAAGGAUUAUGAGGAGUGGAUAUGCACAAUAAACAACAUAUCUAAACAGAUAUAUCUAAGUGAAAACCCUGAGGAAAUUGCUGCACGUGUAAACCAGUCAGCUCUCGAGGCCGUUACUCCAUCGCCUUCAUUUCAGCAGAGGCACGAGAGCAUGCGUCCGACUGUACAACCCCGGCCCCCCGCCGCCCGCACCAGCAGCACGGGGUCACUGGGCUCCGAAUCCGCCGCUCUGUCUGCGCUGUCCUUGGAUUCACUUGUUGCCCCUGACACUCCUAUUCAAUUUGACAUAAUAUCUCCAGUUAGUGAAGAUCUGCCUGGUCAAGCAAAGUCUUCAGGGCAGUCAGGCAGACGCACAAAUCCUUUUGGUGAAACGGGAGGCUCAAAAUCUGAAACUGAAGAUUCAAUUCUUCAUCAGUUGUUCAUUGUAAGGUUUCUUGGCUCUAUGGAGGUGAAGUCUGAUGAAAGUCCAGAUGUUGUUUAUGAAACAAUGCGUCAAAUCCUGGCAGCUCGGGCCAUCCAUAACAUUUUCAGGAUGACAGAAUCACAUUUAUUAGUCACUUGUGACUGUUUAAAGUUAAUUGAUCCACAGACACAAGUUACAAGACUACGAUUUCCUUUGCCCAAUGUAGUCUUGUAUGCAACCCAUCAGGAGAAUAAGCGCCUCUUUGGAUUUGUGCUUAGAACUUCAGGAGGGAGAGCUGACAGUCGACAAACUUCCAUCUGCUAUAUCUUUGAAUCAAAUAAUGAAGGGGAAAAGAUUUGUGACUCCGUUGGACUGGCGAAACAGAUUGCUUUCCAUGCAGAACUGGAUCGAAAAGCAUCAGAAAAGCAAAAAGAAAUGGAGAGAGUCAAAGAGAAACAACAAAAAGAACUGACUAAACAAAACAAAUUGAAAAGGAUUUAGAGGAGCAAAGCCGACUGAUAGCUGCUUCCAACAGAUCAAACCCUAGCAGUGGAGAAGGACAGUUUGUAGUCCUUAGCAGCAGCCAGUCAGAAGACAGCGAUUUAGGAGAGGAUGGAAAGAAGAAAAGGGAAUCUGAAACCUAAGGUUGCCUAGUUAAUUAAAAUUGGAAUCAUGGAUAUAAGUAAGUUUUACAAGAAGUGAAAUGUAGGUGGAGGGUCUGUUGUAUUAUAUGAAAGACUUCACAAUGUCUAGACCCUAAUAUGCCUUGCUGUUUCUUUCUCAAUUAAGUGAUUUCCACUUUCAUGUCAGUUCCUCUUUUGUAUGCCAGAUAGACAUGGUAGCAUCACCAUUCUUUUUUUCAAAAUUAUGUUUUCUCAAAGAAUUCUCUGCAGGAAGGGAAAAAGAUGGAUUUUUCUUUUUUCCAUUUACCCAUCUGUGCAAUUGACUGCUUUGGAAAUGAAACUUAAGUUCUCACUGAACUUGAGUAGUACUGAAAUUUGUUCUUUACACUGCAGUGUGUGGAACACCUUGCUGGAAACAAAAGUGGGUUCCAGAUAAGACAGUGCUAAGAUUUAUAGAACUUGUUGAACAUAACAGUUCUUAACAGUUAGAAAGAAAAAUCCUUAUUAACAUCAUUGGGAUGUGCAGUAGUUAUAGAAGGAAAGAUCAUAGUUUUUGUUUCAUACUGCACUGUAUGGUACUGCUUUUUUUUGUGAUUAAAAUGCUGGAAGGCUUCCUUGAACAGGAGAUUAAAAGAAAAUACUUGUCAGACAUAGGUAAGAGCUGAAGAGAUGCAGUUGCACUUUGCUGCAUGAGGAAUGCAUAAAAAAUUCCUUAUCAAAUAGUAAAUAUAACGUACAAGUGCCGUGUUCCUGGUUUUUCCCCAGUGUGUAAAGAAGAGCAUAAGGCGCUGAGUUCAUUUUCAAUAAAAACGUGCGUAAAGUUGCAGAAACAUUGAAUUCCACCACUUGAAAAAAUCUGAAUCCAUAAAGGCCUUGCUACCAGUAACUACAUGUGCUAAAAAUGAGUUAAAGCUUUUUUAAGUCUUUCUAGGGAACUGUAUUUUGCAAAGAGAAGUAAAAGACUAUGCUAGUCUGCAUCCUAAAGUCAGUCUCCUAAUGCAUUUUUCAAAGCAGUCUCUGUUUAUACCUCAUAAGCCUAAACUCCAUGGUCCAUACCCUGUGUAAUAUUUAUUUUGUAUAAUACUAAAUGUGCAUUCAUCUUUUGAUCCAGAAGAGAAAACGUGUUUGAAGUAAGAAGAAAUAUUUAUUUUUGCACUAAUUACUAUAAAUACUAAACUCCAGUAGAACAGAUGUCUCUCUAAUAGUGGCCUGAGCAUAACAGAAAAUGUAGAAAGAGAAGAAUAUAUUCUAAGAUGUUUUAUAAUGGUUAAGAGUGUUUUACAGUUCAUUGCAGAGCAUUUUUAGUCUUCAGCUUUCAGCCCAGCCCUUCAUAGCUAGAAUUGCAUGGUGCUGAUUAAGUGAGAAAUUUCAGGACUUCUGUGCUAGAUGGCUGUGCAAAAAAGGAACACUAUCCUUAAUUGCUCAGAAGUUGUUUUGCAUAGGCUAACAAAGGCAAUCUCCUCUUGCUUUUUAUGCUGGAGAUAGAUAGGCAUUUCUGUGCAGCAACCAACUGCAUCUGCCUCCUGUCAACAGCAGAGAGGAAGGAACAUUGCUCUCAUGGUGCCACUGGCACCACAGCGUACAGAAGGGGUUGAGCAGCUGCGGAAGCACUCACAGUAUUUAAAAGAGGAGAUGGAGUGGGAGACUGAGCAAGAGGGAGGCUUCAGGUUCUCUUCCUUCUGGUUCAGCACGUUUGUCCUCAGAGUAGCCAGUAGCUUGCAGCAGUACCUGCUUUUGCUGUUAUCCCGUCAGACCAUGUGGCAUCAGCCCGCGGCCAGAUAUUGCCUUCAUAGGUCACAUGGACCGUACACACCUAAGGCUUUAAAAACAAACAAAAACUUAAGUGGCAUUUACUUCCUAUCCAGUCUUGUAUUCUCAUCUGUAAGAGGCUACUUCUAUUCUUUUCAACAAAAACAUGCAGAAAGGCAGCAAAUACUUUUUUUUUCUUUCCUUUUCCUGCCUAUAUCUAGUUGCAUGGCAGCCAGUUUAUCUCUACAAGUUGCUUCAGUUUGUGUUUCUUUCUCUUGGAUUUUUUUUUUAAUUUGAUGAUUUCUACUUUCUGUGAAAUAACAUGCCAGCACAGCUCAAAUUUAUAAAAUCGUUAAGGUUGAAAAGAUGACUAAUCAUCUAGCCCAACCUUUAACCACCAAAUUUACUUUACUUAAUGUCUUCCUCGAUUACAUGCUAAAGAUAAAUUAAUUCAGCAACAGCACAGAAAAAUAUUAAAUCAGUGGUCCCCAGUUCCAAGAAUCUGGUCACCAAGCUGUCAGAGCAAGAUGAGCUGCAGUAGCCACAGCACCACAAGGAAGACAGCUAAUAGAUCAGCAACCUCAUCAAAAGGUAUUGCUGACAGGGUGCCUUACUGGAGAGAGGGCAGAGAGCUGAGUUGUCUUUUCUUGAACCCCCCCAUUAUGUUUUAGACAUAAAUACACAACUAUGAGGAGGCAGUCAAGAGAAAAAUCUGAUGUAUUACAUUGCUGUUAUGGAAUUUUUCAGAUGAAACAAUAUCUGAUUAGAAUUAUUCCAGUUCUAGUUCAUGUUUUACCAUCUAUACCAUUAAAUGUAGUUUUCUUAAUCAGACAGCAUAGAAUUGAGUUGCAUUUCACUAGCAGUGAAUGAUUCUUUUCUUCUAACCUUCUGAAAAGAAGGGAAAUAAAUGAGGAGAGCAGUACUUCAAAAAAAAGUGACAUGCAUGAAUGAAAUGAGGUGGUUUUGUUUUGCUGUUUAGGAGAGUUUUGCUGGUGUAAAAUGAGCAAAAAGACAGAUAUAAAAGCUUCUGGAAAAGUGAUGAAAGCUGCAGGAGCAAAGGGCAAGUUGUGGGAGAUCAGGAUGUUAAAAUGGAACAUUACAAUGAAUUAGCAGUGGGAUGAGAAUUACUCAGUGUCACUUAAAGGGAGGAGCACCUGGAUCUGUGGAUAGAACUACCAUAAGGCAAAGAAUAGCUGCUGAGGUUUUAUCCAUGUCCUCCUCCCCUCAGAAAAUCUUUCUGCUACCCUUUGAACUAUGAAUUGUAGAGCUACUUCAUCAGAAAACAUGUUUCUUAAUUACAUAAAUUAGAGUACUUAAUAUUUAUUUUGAGAGUACAACUUGUAAUUUAAACACCUCAUGUUCUCCUGGGAAUGACUGUGGUAAGGUUUCGCCACCUGUUAUUUUAAAUAAAUUACUGGUUGGUUUCCUUUCUCAUAAUUUAUUUUGCCUGUUUAAUAUUUCCUGUUGCCUUUUACUUAAGGACUGGUCUUCUGAGCACUUCCAGCUGAAGCUAUAAUUUGCUUCAUGUGAACAUAGUAUUAUUUCAGAAACUACUUGGGUAAUGGGAUGUUAAGUUUAUGACACGAUGCAGACCACGCACCUCUUGCUCCUUAGUUGUUCUGCUCUACAUAUAUUCUGUAUGAAUUUAGCAGCGUGAAUAUCAAAAUAUAUAAAAAGUGUGGGCAAACUACAGGCAUGCAUUUCAUUGCAUUAUAACUAAUACCACGUACUUAAUUAUGGCCGUGAAUAGAUUUCUAGAAGUCUAAACCAGAGGACAAGUUAAUAGCCAUAUGCCGCUUAGUCACACAGACCUGGUAACGUGUGUGCUGUGUAAGCAAGUGUGGAUUUGAUAGUCUGUUAUUUCUGUAAUAUUUUAAGUUGGAAAUUAUAUCAAGACAGCUUACCAACUAACAGACAAUUAAUAUUUAGGAGUUAAGAAACAUGCAGACAAAUGACUUCUUUCUAUGGAUGCGAAACCACAGCUGACAAACCUGAUGCAGCUGAGCCUUUUUAUAAAGAUAUAAUUUAUUUCCAUUGCAGAAAAAUAUUGGCUGGUCUUAUGUUUAAGGUGAAGUCUGAUGAAUUAAAGAAGGUGCACAGAAUUUAGGAGAAGCCAGUGAAGAAAGCUAUGUUGUUACACAGUCCCUUAUCAUGUCCAGAACUGACACACUCAAAGAAAGAAAUCCUGCCUCUGUUGAGUGAGUUUGUGAUAUUUAGUCUAACAGCAAAAACUGGUAUCUUUCUUUCUUUCCUUUGCUCUGUUUUACAGAAUUUCUUGCAAGUAUAUCAAUCUCCAAGGUUUUUCUUUCUACCCAAGCAGUAAGCUGUGUUUUUGUCAUGCCGUAGUGAUAUCUAAGUUAUCAUGACAAGAAUAAGUUGGUGUAUGUCAUUGUGAUUGCACUUGUAUUCCUAAUGAAGUUUAUAUUGCAAGCCAAGGAUUUUGUACAAUCUUUCAGGUCACUUUUAUAAUGCAGUGGAGUGGUCAAAUUCUUAUGCUGAUGUUCUGGAUUGGUCCUGUUCUAGUGAAGUGUAAGUGAUUUUUUGCAAUGUUUGAGACUUACACAUUUGUCCCUGAAUAGCUGUGUUAAAGACCUCCAAUAGCAUACCUACUUAAUUCAGCUUUGAUUGUUGUGUCUUAAUCUUGGAAGCACCAAUAGUAUGUAUUAUGCCAAAACUUCAGUCAGCAUUUUGUAGGUUACGUAAAAGCUUAAGCAUAGUAACUUUCUGAGUGGAAUUUUUCUGAGUGGAAUUUGUCCUGAUACAAGAACUUCUUUCCUAGUAGUGACAUUCUGGGCGUACCGUUACUGGUGACAGGAUGCAUUCCUUUCCACUAAACCAAGUUCUAACAUGCAGUUGAAUCUCUCUCUUGGAAAGUGCAUCUCAAUUCUCUUUAUUUUAAUCAUAUCAGCCAGCUCUCCUCAGAGGAAGUUACUCUACUUGGGAAUGCUGAUAACUUCUGCAACAAUCAAAGACUGAAUGUUAGAAGAAAAAAUCCUUUCUAUCUCUGCUGGCUGUUUUAGUGCACGUGUUGCUCUGUUUCAUGACAACAUGUAGCACGUUGUACAGAGCUGCAGUUAUGGUAACCAUCAGAAUUCAUUUGUACAGAAGCUAUACCAGCACAACUAUUAACAGGAGUACCUCCACCUGUUUUCACUGGCUUCAUUAGUUUUCUUAACUACGUGACAGACACCAUGUGAAAAGCAAUGGGUCAUACUACGUUACGGUUAAAUUUGUAUUUUAUAAGAUUUGUAGAUUUUUCUGGAGAAAAGCAGACUUUUGAACUAUGUAACUCUACGUGAAUACAGAUGCAUGUAUAACUAGAAAAUCUAUGCUUAACUGAUAAUGAAGGAAUAAAUACUAUUAAUACCA